CGGACCUGAGGACAUUGUAUUGAACGCCUACGGCACGGUGGGCGGAUAUUGUGACAUCUGAUUUGGCGCCACGUGUGUGGCGCUGUGUGCACAGUUGCACCUUCCCGAAGUGUAAUAUAUCAGCAUGGGGUCGAGGGCCCUGGUCGCGCAUAUGCCACGGCGCGGCAUUCUUUCAAGACGUCGGAUGGCUGGAAAGUGCUAAUGGUUGUGGCAGUUUGCGUCCUUUGAUUUCGUGGAUCAUCCCGCGCACCUGCGUCCCACAAAUGGGCAAAUCGUGCACUCCACAGUGGUGAUGGUUUUGGUGGUGAUUCUCGUUCCCGCUUUCCUUCCUCUACACAUCACGACGUCCAUUACCGAUGCCUUCUUCCUUCUCCUCUCCGUUCUCCUCGUUCUCCUCGUCCUCUUCUGCAGACUGUUUGGCUCCAGCAGGGCCUUCGCAAUCUGAAACACACCCGCACAUUCUGCGUACAUCCUACAACUUUUGGUCGGAUCACCUGUCCCGCAGAUGGCCCGUCUUUUAUUGAUUGCCAGUCUUGUCGGGGCGCGCGGGGCCGCUGGCCUGGGUGCGGCCCCCGCCGAUUCCAGCAUGAUACAGUUUGGAACAGCGGUGGACAAGAGCAACACCUCGCAGCAGACAACGAUUACCACAAAUGCUCCACUAUUUGCAUGCGAUUUCGAUGAUGCUUCGAAUCUUGGCAAAAAUACUGCUGGUACGACUUCCACAGGUUUGGACACGUUCUACGGGUCUCAUACGCAGUCGACUGGCAAAAACAGCGUUGGAGCUAUUUCCUUCGAGAGCUUUUCAGGUGCAGCAGAAUUCUCAAUUGGAACGGCGGGCGAUACCUUCAGUAUGUUGUUGUGGAUGGACAUGCGGGCGCACAAUCCGUUUAGAGCCGGUCGGUCUUACCUCAUUGAUCUCAGACCUCAUGGGCAAGGGGCAUUAUAUUUUGACAGCGAUAACACCGUUAAAUUUUCCGGCAUGUACGGGAAUUGCCAGGGCUCUCGUGCUCUGGGGGAGAGAUCGUUGGCCUAUCCGCAUGCGUUUAAUACUUGGGUGCAUUUUGCGAUCGUCUCAGACCCUACAGGGACGCGUCUGUUCAAGGACGGUGAAUUGUUGUAUGAGGCUCUCGCGUCGAGUUGUGGCACAUCGUACAGCACCGCUUUGGUCGACAAAGCAGUUCUCGGCACCUACUACAGUUCAGUUGGCAGUUCAGGGUCGUACUUCAUGGAUGCUUCCAUCGACGACCUCCAGUUUUACAGGUCGGCGUUAUCAGCGCAAGAUGUAAACGACGUCUACGCUGCGACGCCGGCACCACAACGAAACUAUUCGGAUCUUUGAAAAUGGCGUUCUCACCCUAGGCAUUCUCGAAACAGCUGUUGUACGACAUCAUGCGAUGUUCAGGUAGCUGUUGUACAACAUCUUUAGGGGGCGCUCUUGGAAGGCUCCCAAGAUUGCCCAAGAUGCGAAACCAUUGAAACACCAAUGGCUUUGACGUACUUGUGUUCUUAAGUAAGCGUCCACCUUGAGGCAUCCUCAAACAAUGCCUUCGGGUUGGGCUUCGAAAGUAGUCCCUCUUAGAGGCGGGGUUGCAGAAAAACUGCAACUCCUCUUAGAAUUGUUGCAGGAUUUCAGGGGAAAAUGAAAUUUCAAAUUUCAAAUUUUUAUACGGGCCUAUUAACUCAGGCAAUUUGUGGCUCAAGUUCUGGGCCGUCUUGGAAGCCUGUUGGGCCGUCUUGGAGACCUACUGCCUCGAUCCCAGCGAUCUCUUAUCCAAUGGUCUCUUGUGUUGGCGUCACGUCGGUGGCGCUCGUGUGCAUGUCGGGGCUGCUCGUAUUCCUGAGCGUGGCCUGGCGAGGACCAGUGGUUCGAUUAAGUUCUGCGCUGGUAUUUGGCCAGAGCAGCAUGAUCAAUGUGAGCGGCCACGCGGGCAGCACGAUCGUGAAGUCCAGGCGGAAUGCCGCCGCGGCCAAGCAUUGCAAAUCAUUGCCCUGUAUCCCAAGUUUGAAGGUUUCGAGUCGGUCGUCCAAGUUGCAGAUCAUGGGACAAGCCAAGGGCGGCGCCACGGUGUCCACCCAGAUCAUGUUCAAUUUCCUGAACAUAACGAAAACGGCGUUGGAUUUCAACGGUUGGGUUCACGAAUACCGUGGCAGAGUAUUCAACCAGGAUGCAGACCACGAAGAAUACCGGUGCUCCGAGUGCGGGCUGAAUGGCUUGAAGUGUCUCCAGAUUGUGCGCAAUCCGUUGGAUCGAGUGGUCUCUUCGUACAUUCACACCAUGAGUUCCAAGAUACACACAUUUAUCGAACGCGAGAUCGCAGACUUCGCAGCAGACGCCUCUUUCGCGGAGUUCAUCGCUUUCUUGAAACGCACUGCAGCAACGCGUAGCCGCUAUUGGCAAGACAUGCAUUACUUGCCCCAGUGCGACAAUGUCUGCAAACAUACUGAAUUUGACCGGGUGCAGCAUCUCCCACUCGAGAGCUUGGAUGCUGGAUUGGCUUGGUUCGGCCAAACCGAAAACAUACAGGGCCUGACCAGGAAUAACAUGUCAUCGCACCACUACGUCAAGAAGUCCCCCCGGGUGGAUCCAGGAGCAGCAUAUCUCCGCUACAGCAAGCAUCUGCAUGAUUCGCCUCCGUCCUAUGAGUCCUUUCUCGCCGAGCCCAGCAUAUUCAAGGAUUUAUGUUGUCUUUUUCGGGCAGAUAUCGAGUUGUACCGCAUGUCAUGUUCUUCAGAGUGGUUGCAGGGGUGCGCAGAAUGCGUGGACAGUUGUGCCAGAGAGCUACGGAGGUUGGCGCCCUGCGAUUAGCGGAGGGUGGAUCGUUCGAGCGAGAAGACGCUCGUUCGAGCGAAAAGGUAAUCCGUUCAAGCGAAAGCCAAUCGAGCGAAAACCAAUCGGGCUUGGACAGAGCAGCAGA
Prorocentrum cordatum is the source of this 2915-nucleotide messenger RNA. The record is from the annotation of a GenBank genome assembly. NCBI's taxonomy places the organism in Eukaryota, Dinophyceae, Prorocentrales, Prorocentraceae.